AUGCUCUGGCACGCAAAGGCCUUGGAAACACUUAGUGAGUCGUUCAACACAUUGCAGUCACUGCACGAGGAGGCGGAUCUGAUAAACUUCCGUUCAACCCUGAUGCGAUCUGGGUCCAAUAUGACGAACAUGCCCUCAGAGCUACAGCUGCAUCGACAUAGCCUCAGCGCAUCCGGAACACUGUACCAAAAACCGUCUGACUUAUCAGCUCACUCACCACGAUCCAUAAGACCUCCUGGCUCCUUGGUUGUCGGUGAUAAUCCUCACACACGACGGAUGCCAAGUGGAUUGCCACACACAUCAAGACAGCGCGCGGAGGAUGUCACAAGCUUGUUCAGUGAAGACGAGGAGGUGUCUGAUGAUGGAGUUCACAGUAGAGGUGCGGGUCGCAGUCAGAACAGCGGCGAUCACCUCGAGGACUUAGAUGAUGAAGACAGUGAAGAUGAUGAUUCGGAAGAGGACGACGAAGGGGACAGCGAAUACACCCACACAGGUCCAACAACAACCGCUUCCAUUAGAAAAAAUAUCCAAGGCGCAACAAGUAUCACCUCCCAGUCGCCUUUGAAAUCGGCUCUAAAAUCUAGUGGAUCGAAGCAGGCGGCGUGAGUCUACC
Messenger RNA from Dicrocoelium dendriticum, 613 nucleotides. The record is from the annotation of a GenBank genome assembly. Lineage: Eukaryota; Metazoa; Platyhelminthes; Trematoda; Plagiorchiida; Dicrocoeliidae.